Messenger RNA from Vigna umbellata (rice bean), 378 nucleotides. RefSeq lists its product as uncharacterized. The record is from RefSeq and is a predicted model, not a curated record. Lineage: Eukaryota; Viridiplantae; Streptophyta; Magnoliopsida; Fabales; Fabaceae.
AUGGCUAUCCUUGCUAAGAAGCUUUCUCCCAGAUACCUUGGGCCAUAUCAGAUUUCUAGACGCAUCGUACCAGUCGCAUAUGAGAUAGCUAUGCCGCCCCAGCUAGCUAAUCUCCAUCCAGUCUUUCAUGUUUCUCAGCUUCGGAAGUAUGUCCCUGACCCUUCUCACGUGUUGGAAGCUGACACUGUACUAGUCAAGGAAGAUCUCUCUAUAGAGAUGCAACCGGUCAAAGUAGAUGAGAGGCUAUCCAAACGACCAGAUGGGAAAGCUAAUAGACUGAUCAAAGUCAUAUGGGACAGUAGAACCGGCGAUUCUACCUGGGAGAAGGAGGAAGAGAUGAAGAAGUCAUAUCCUCACCUAUUUUCUGGUAAGUCCUAA